AUGACUACGUCUACCAAUUCCGAUGUCGAGCUUUUGACAGAGCACUUCGGAUACCCUCCUAUUAGUCUCAUCGACGAUAUAAUCAAUAGCGUAAACGUCCUAGCAGAGCGCGCUCUCAACAGCGUCGAGCAAGGUCUUUUAAACGCUCCCCCAGCAACCAUCGGCUUCAAACCCUCCAAGCCGUCUCGCAGUCAUACCCACGAUGCGCAAAAACAACAGCAGCAACAGCAAGAUCCGGCCGAAGCCGCCAAGACGGAAAUCGAGUCCGGUACGCAUCAGUUAGAAACCCUACUAUGCGCUAGCAUCGACCGCAACUUCGACAAAUUCGAGAUCUACGUCCUGCGCAAUAUCCUAACCGUUCGCCCUGCCGACGUGCGCUCCUGGAUCCGUCUCUCCCAUUAUGACGGCCUGGAUUUUUCUACUACUUCGAAUGCGAAUUUGAAUCAGUCGCCUACCCUCGACAGCAUAAACCACCUCCGUCGCAAGCUACGCGAGAGCAUGCGUCUAAACGCCCUCCUUACCGCCGAGCGCGCGCGCAACGAGAAGCUGCUCAACGAAUUACAAGAUCUCGUCGGGAUCACCCCCGCACACGUAAAAAGCGAGAAGGCCUCUCCACAGUCAUCAGUAUCCGCACCGGCACAGAUUAAAAACAGUCCCUUCGCAUUCCUGCACCGCAAAGGCUCCCUCACGGCCGGCGGGUCCGAAGCCCCCCUCAGCACGACGACCGCAUUCACGCUCUCGCAGAUGCAAGCUCUGCGUGCGCUAUCUACUUCCUUGCGCACGAUUACCCCAGACUUAGUGCCAUCUACUUCCGCCGCCGAGGCUAUGGAUGUUGAUACCGACAACGACGGGGAUAAAGAUAAAGAGCGCAAGAGCUGGCGGCGCGAGCGUCUCGAGUACGUCGAGGGCGCUACGAGACGAUACUUGGAAACGGUUGAGGGGCUGGAGCUGGGGCGGCAUGGAGAGGUACGUGAUGGGGAGUGGCAGGGUGCGGGUCGUGGAUUAGCCAGAGAUGAGGUCGGAGGGUUAGAGGGGGUGAUUACGCUGUUAGGAGGAGAUGAGGAAGAGGAGAGGGAACAACAGGAAAAUAAUUCCUCUGGUACGGCGCGGAGAUCGGCAUCUUCGUUGAGGGACGAUCGGAUGGACGAGUCAUAA
Molecule: messenger RNA, 1155 nt
Organism: Daldinia childiae
Lineage: Eukaryota; Fungi; Ascomycota; Sordariomycetes; Xylariales; Hypoxylaceae
Product: Kinetochore-associated protein MTW1
Exons: 2
Coding region: 1-1155 (384 amino acids)
Biological process (GO): mitotic cell cycle; kinetochore assembly; mitotic sister chromatid segregation
Cellular component (GO): chromosome, centromeric region; nucleus
Source: RefSeq, a predicted model, not a curated record